Messenger RNA from Strongylocentrotus purpuratus (purple sea urchin), 1241 nucleotides. RefSeq lists its product as uncharacterized. Bases 33 to 1241 code for a protein of 402 amino acids. Gene Ontology annotation, molecular function: acetyltransferase activity. The record is from RefSeq and is a predicted model, not a curated record. The transcript is spliced from 3 exons. Lineage: Eukaryota; Metazoa; Echinodermata; Echinoidea; Camarodonta; Strongylocentrotidae.
GUCGGGUGUACGCUAGUGGCUACUCACAAAGUAUGUUUGCCUGCGGAUUAAUAUCAAGUUUGCGUCCAUGUAUCGUGACUACUUCGUCAAGUUACCCGGUGUCACAAUGCAUGUCACAUCGUUACAUCCUAGCAAAUCCAAUGAAGUUCUGUCACAAAACCAUGAAGUCGAAAUUAAUUCAUCAGAAGGCGCACAAAAAGGAUAGGCUGGAAAGUUCAUCACAAACACCUAUUCUCGAUUCACUUCGGCUUACAGCGCAGGAGGCAUUUCACUAUCUUCGCCACACACUCGGUAUCGAUUCGGCUGGCACGAAGUUUAGCCGAGAUCGUUUCGGGCUUCUUCGGGAAAUCACGUUGAGAUCACACUUUCGACAACCUUUCCAGAAUGUCACCAAUACUUAUGCAAUACCAUUAGGUGAGAGAAGAAUUCCUUCUUGGGACGAGAUAAAGCAGUCUAUGCUUGCAGGACAAGGAGGGGUAUGCUAUGAGCUUAACGUCUUCACAAAUAGACUCCUAGCUGUUUUGGGGUACAACGUUCAUCUCAUUGGAGGGAAGUUCAUGGGCCACGACCGAUAUCACGUGACCAACAUAGUUCACGAUGUUGAGGUCAAAGGUCAGCGGCAUCUGGUAGAAGUUGGUGCAUCGGAUCCAACGUUUCAUCCUAUUCCGCUUGACUUUGAGGAAGAGAGCCCGGUGUACCAGGACUCCUUUCUGACGUAUAGAUUCAAACUUGGUAGGAACGACCUGCAACGCUUCCAUGACAUUCCUGAAAGUGACUCCGACUCCUCUCUUCUCGAGGACCACACCCACCUAACUAACUGGAGAUUGAUAUCGGAGAUGGAUAUCGCUACAGAUCGUGAUCUCGACUACUUCAAUGAACCAAUGUCGUACGUCUUUAAUGCUCUUCCGCGCCCCAAAAUGAAAAUGUUCGAUGAAGGGAUGUUUGCUAUGAUUUACGAGAAUGGGAAGAUGGUCUAUAUUCGCGACAACCUUCUAUAUUUGGAAAGAAACGACAAUACUGAGGAACGUCGCGUUUUGUGGUCGACGGACGAGGUGCUCGAAGCGUAUAGCAGAUUCAUGCCGAUGAUACCAAAUGAAAAGACAUUGCUGGGACUAAAGAAUAGAAACUUGGUGUUCCCUCCGUGGGAUAAAGACAAGUGUGUAACUGUUUCCCCUAUUGUGAGGUAUGGCAACGCCGUUGACCUGUCUAAUACCCCAUUCACAAGACGAAUGGAUGGAUAG